Haliotis rufescens (red abalone) is the source of this 3526-nucleotide messenger RNA. RefSeq names its product rhodopsin-like. The record is from RefSeq and is a predicted model, not a curated record. Bases 64 to 1341 code for a protein of 425 amino acids. Gene Ontology annotation, molecular function: G protein-coupled peptide receptor activity. Gene Ontology annotation, cellular component: membrane. NCBI's taxonomy places the organism in Eukaryota, Metazoa, Mollusca, Gastropoda, Lepetellida, Haliotidae. The transcript is spliced from 2 exons.
CUUGGUAUCAGUCACGUACGCAGGGUGCGGAGUCACGAUACGAGGGUCACGCAAGAUUGCAAGAUGCGGGCACUGUACAUCAGCAUAUCAGUCCUUUCAACACUUUUACUUACUGAAUGGUCUCUCGCCUUGGACGACGGUGUGAGUAAAUCCUUGACCAUGACGAUAAACCACAGCACCCACUCGCCAACACCGACUACAAGGACAAACUCGUCUACAUUGACGAAUGUUACCCAGACCAAGCCGAAAGUCACUCGUCCGACACCACCUGACAAUGUACCCAGAUUAGUCAGCGCAGAAGUGUCGAGAAAAGCAACAUUCAUCAUUAAUCUAAUUCUUAAACCAAUCUUGUGUAUUUCCGGUUUUGUGAUGAACGUCAUCGGAUGUUGUGUACUUCUCCACAAGUCGUUACGUCACUCUUCCUAUCAUUACCUGUUGGGUCUGUUAAUAGCUGACUGUGGGUUUCUUCUCUGUGGCAUCCUGCACAUGCCGACGCAUAUAUCAAGAGAGUACGACGUUGUGUAUGCAAGCUACCUGUCAUCUGUGCUGGUUAUUCCUGUUUGGCAAUAUAUGGAAAGAGCCUUUUCCAAAGUGUCGUGCUACAUUAUCUGUAUCUUAGCUCUGGAGAGACUUAUAGCUAUAUCCUUCCCGCUCAAGGUCAAGACUUUGUUCCUCGUCCGUCAUUCUGGAAAACUCACCGCAGCUCUGUUUGUCAUCAUAUUCAUCUUGCAUAUUCCACGCAUAUUCCUGAUACGCUUUGUAUGGAGAUUCAGCCGACCGUUUAACGUAUCCAUGUAUGUUAGAGAACCUACAGCCUACAACGAGCCACUGCAGUCCUUCAUGACAAUUUACAUCAAUUUCGUCCUGAAAAUUGUCAUGACGUAUAUCCCACCGUUCCUACUUCUUGUGUUUAACAUUGGUAUCUGGAUUCAAUUAUCUGUCAUCAGAAGUCGACGCAAGUCCCUCUUCGGUACGGUAUCAGAUGAGCAAUGGAAAGUGACCUUGACCUUAAUGAUAAUUUCUACGUUUUUUCUGAUAGUUUACAUUCCACUUAUUGCAGUUAAUGUUCUGGAAACACUGGAUCCAGCACGAUUUUCCCGUGUGGGCACAGAACGCAAUUUUAGAGAACUAUUCAGCAGUUUCUCGUCUCUCGGCUGGACCAUCAACAGCGCCAACGACUUCAUCAUCUACGUCGUCACCAACGUCAGGUUCAGGGCCACGUUCAAAAAGAUGUUUUGUUGCAACAAGGAACCCCUAAACGUAACGUCUGCGAAACAAAUGUCAAGUCCAGGGUCACGUUCAAGAAGCUAUGUUUUACCAAAACAAACUGGAAGCCCUUAACAUGACGACAACUCCAUCAUCUACCUCAUUACUAACGUUCAGGGCCAACGUUUUGUUGCCAUAGUAACAGAGACACAUUGAACGUGAAAACUGACGACAGCCGAGUCUUGAUUUGUGAAACUAGUGGCUCAAAACAUGAUGAAUAUUCUAUGUCGUCGGCGUACUAUGACACUUUGACGGCGUAUUUUGGCACUUUGAUGGCGUAUUAUGACACUUUGACGGCGUACUAUGACACUUGAAAGAGUACUAUGACACUUUGAUGGCGUAUUUUUACAUUAUGGCUACCUACAUUGGCACUAUGAUGGCGUACUAUGACAAUAUGACGGCGUACUAUGACACUAUGACGGCGUUCUUUGACACUUUGAUAGCGUACUAUGACACUUUAACGGCGUACUGUAACACUAUGGCGGCGAACUAUGAUACUAGGACGGUGUACUGUGGCAUUGUGACGGCGUACUAUGACCCAAAUGACGGCGUACUAUGAGACUUUAAUUGCGUACUAUGACAUUAUGACAGCGUAGUAUGACACUUUGAGGGCGUACUAUGACACUAUGACGGCGUACUAUGACACUUGACGGCGUAUUAUGACACUAUGACGGCGCACUAUGACACUAUGGCGCCGUACUAUGACACUAUGACAGCGUACUAUGACACUUUGACGGCGUACUAUGACACUAUGACGGCGCACUAUGACACUAUGACGGCGCACUAUGACACUAUGACGGCGUACUAUGACACUAUGACAGCGUAGUAUGACACUAUGACGGCGUACUAUGACACUUUGACGGCGUACUAUGACACUGUGACGGCGCACUAACACUAUGACGGCGUACUAUGACCCUUGACGGCGUACUAUGACACUAUGACGGCGUACUAUGACACUAUGCCGCACCGUUUCGCAAAGCGCCACCUUUGUUACUUGACCAGCGUGCAUUCCUUCGUUUCUUACAGCAGUCACGUAGCUUUCAAGAUUGUUUUUAGUUUAUCUGUUAUAUGAUCAUAUCCAAAUGUAUGAUAAGAAUUUUUAUUGAACUCAAAUAUUUUUAUUGCAUUUUUAUAUAUAUUUUUUUAGAUUUGGAAACUCGGAACUACUUAAAAGUACUUUUUAAGUCGCAACUACAAGGGGUGGUUUUACAUCUGUAAUGAUGAGUGGUUUAACUAUUGUUUAUACGAGAUCAUAUUUCAAAAUGUAUUAAAUGUGUUCGAAAUUUUUAAAAUCCUAUUUUCACGUUGUUUGACAAUAAUCUGUUCUCAUGUGAAGAAAACAUGUAUAACGUAUCUUUUCAGAUGUUCAACGAGAGGGUCUUGACGGUAUGACGAUAAGAGUUCGAAACAUUGCACUGAUCAGACUUAGAUUCGUAUGUUGAAUUGGCGGCUGACUUGCCACCUGUAGAGACUAUACAUUGUGGGGUAUUAAAAGAUAGAACCGGACAACUUGGUGAUUAUACUGAUGAUUAUUUCAGUCAUUUUUAUCAUUUUUUUAAUUCAUUCCAGUUGGAUGCUACAUCUUACAUGGUAAGGAACAUUUGUUUUCACGUGCAUUGUCAGGAUAAGUAUGUGACUUUAAGAUGCGAAAAAUUGUACAGAAAAAAAAUCAUAUUUCUUGACAUAAGGACAAAGUGUAAUAUUGGUCGGAGAAUGAAUAUAAAUGCCUAUUUACAUCCCUAGCAACUAUUUCUUAUUAAAGUAUUUCAGUAAUUACGUUGGCCUUUUUCCCUCAGACUUUCUUGUAAUAAAGUGUUCCACGUGAACAAUAUCUUAAAUCUUUCUUAAGAAUACACCCAAGGUAAGUUUAUUGUUUUUAAUACUGGAGAUGUAGAUAUACCUGUUCAGUUAACAUACUAUUAUUCAAGAAAUUAUGGCCGGUGUUAAUUCCUUGUGUGUAUUGCAAAGUCAGUGAAAAUAACAUUGAUAUCAAGGUGCCUGUAAUAAACAGAGUCGGAUCGUUUCAGUCCGAUUGCUUCACGUGCUCAUAGGAAACAAAGAGGUGUUUCUAUUCUCCGGCUCAUUCCCACAGAAAGUACAAAUAUUUUUAUCUAUUAUUUUCAUCUUUUGUAAUUAAUUUUUAAUAUAUGCUGUGUGGCAAUCUGAUAAUAAUCAGGUCUUAGUUCUCACUAACGCUGAACAAAGAUCUGAGGACAUCCCAUUACGGGUCACGUCAGAACGACCUUUCAUCCGACCAAUC